AUGGAUCCACUCUCCACGAUACCAAUUGAGUGCCUGCAACUCAUCCUCACCAUCCUACAACAAGACUGCGCCACAAUUACCCUGGCCGCCUUCGCCUGCACCAACAAGCACAUCACCUCCGACUACCUUUUCCAUAUUCGACACCUCAAACUGGCCAGGCCGCAUCAGGGACUGUUCUUUUCGAAGGCCCUGGAUCCACCUGAGCUGGCGACAUGUGUCCAAUCCGACGCCGAAUUCGACCAGGUGAUGCAACUACGGUCAUUGACUAUCCCUCUCUCCCUCAUCGAGCGGUACCUUACCGCUGUUGGUCGUUUCGAGUUUUUGGAUACUGUCGACUUCAUGUCGGAUAUUGCUUACUCAUUAAACUACGAGGAUAAUGACGAAUCUGCGAGGGCAACGUAUUGCCAUCAUGGCUGCGAUAUGGACACCGCCAUGCAGAUCUUGAAACUCUUGCCUCCCGCCAAGAUCACUCGUUUGGAAGGAUACACAUGGAGCCAAUACAUUGCUCAUCCUCUGAAGACGGACCUUGGGCAAAUCGAUGGUAUCCGUUGUGUGGAUCGUGGAAAUCCUUGGAUCCAAAGGAUUCAGGACAAUCCGCUUAUUAUUCAGCGGAGCCGCUCCCUCAAGACGUUGGAACUGAUAUCGCCCGGCCAAGGGGACUUCCGUUGGGCUGUUCAGGAAAAGAGGCACGUCGAGGGCUUUGUCAGCAUCACAUUCAGGAAUAGCCUAUACUACCGCCAAAGCGGACAGGAAGCACCAACACAGCACGGAAUCCGGUGGCCGUACUGGCAACAAGAACUGUUACUCUUCGCGGAUGUCAAGAUCAGAUAG
Molecule: messenger RNA, 831 nt
Organism: Linnemannia hyalina
Lineage: Eukaryota; Fungi; Mortierellomycota; Mortierellomycetes; Mortierellales; Mortierellaceae
Source: the annotation of a GenBank genome assembly